AUGAAAUAUGGUAAACAUCAAAUGAUGCUAAUUAAGAAGCGAAUGAAUGUGGAAAAUUGGAUUGACGAUCAGUUGAACGAGCUUUAUAAAACUGCUACGGACAAUAUUGAUAUUGAUGUUGAUGCAGUUCUCGAUCUCAAUACGGAACCAGAAAGGCGCCGUUAUGUAAUGGAUCUGUUACGAAAGACACAUUGCCCCGCAACGGAAAUCGAAAUUCAUGAUUUCUUGAAUCAGUUAAUGCAAAAACUGGAUGUGUUAUGA
This is a messenger RNA of Cercopithifilaria johnstoni, 261 nucleotides long. Lineage: Eukaryota; Metazoa; Nematoda; Chromadorea; Rhabditida; Onchocercidae. The record is from the annotation of a GenBank genome assembly.